Messenger RNA from Hydatigera taeniaeformis, 708 nucleotides. The record is from the annotation of a GenBank genome assembly. NCBI's taxonomy places the organism in Eukaryota, Metazoa, Platyhelminthes, Cestoda, Cyclophyllidea, Taeniidae.
AUGCACAGCUAUCAGUGUGAGAAAUACAACUACUCUUUUUGGUUGCACGGCGAUGAUGAAUGUGCGGAGUCGCGCUCCUUAAAUGCCGACAUGCCGCCCUACCAAAUGAACUGCGGACACGCUGAGGCCUCAGCCAUUGAGACACUUUCAAGCAUCUAUUACGAUAGCCAUUCGUCUCUUACACGUGAUAACGCAUCCAUCCCUACUGCCAUGUCAGAACCACCUGAAAAUAUGUGCUGCGGGAGCACCAGCUCAGCAGAUGACUUUGAUUUUGAUCAAUCCUACCGUCGACUUGUCCAAAAUGCCAAUUCACUUCGGGGAUGUGCCUACCUCCAAUCGUGUCAGCAUACAUCGUCAAAACAACUAACAAACCAACAACAAAAGCCAAAUGUUCUUUCAAGUGCAAAAGCGCAAGAGGUCGCCCAUGGCACCAAUUUGCGAAAAGCAACGGAUAGAGACUUUGAAAUGGAGAGAGAGCUACGACGACUGAGAAACAACGAGGCUUCCCGACGCUCGAGACGGGAAAAGAAGCGCCGGUUUCUUGAAAUUGAGCGCCGAGUUGAAGAAAUGAAAGCCUCAAAUAAACGCCUCUCGGAGUUCGUACUGGAGUUGGAUUCUAUCAUUGAGGAGGCCAAGGCGAUGCUCCUAGCCGUGAGAGCCCCCGGAGAGUCCUGCCUGUCCUCUCCAGGAGGAGAUAUAAACAACUGA